AAAUAAUUUGAGCUUUUUAUAAAUCCGCUAUUCUGACAAAAGGACACGUAAUAUGAGCAGUUUCAACUCUUUGGAGCUAUUGUCACAAGCAGCUUCCCUUGUCCAGAUGUCAGAGGAGCACGGCAAAAACGGAAUGAGCAAGUGUACAAUCUGUGGGAACGCCAAUAGAACAUGCCUCUGCGACAGAUUCAAAGGUCUCAGUAACCAGAACACCAAAUGUAUUCAGUCCCAAAACUCUGCUUUCUCUCGCAACAUCAUCAAGCCAAAUCCCAUCAAGUACAACAUAACCAACAGAGGACCCUACACAAACACGCCCGGUCAGGAUGUGGACGAUCACUUCAGGAAAUCUCUGGGCUCUAAAUACGAAGCGCCCCAAAACAGCGACGGUUCCUACACAAUCCAGCAACAGAGGAACGCCUCGGUAGAGGACCACUUCACUCGUAGUCUGGGUAAAGGAUGGCAGGAGAAACUCCAGAUGAAAAGUAAGAGCUAAACAGGAUCCCACCUCGCUCUUCUCGUCUAAUGUUUAUCAGAUAUUGUGCGGAGAGGUACCGCACACAUGAUCCAGCACGUGCACGCUCGCGCGCGCGAGACUCACUCGUGCCGUUAGGUGAUCAGAUAGAUUACGCGGUUCAAGAUACGCGGUACUUGCGGUCAAUUUGCGGUACAUGCAGAGGAAUUGUGCAGAUUACAGACAGAACUAUUUUAUCGAACUUUCUCGUUAAUAAUAAUUACACUGUUUUAUUGUUUGUAAUUUAUAGCGAUUAUACUAUUAUCCGUGUGAUGUUGCGGAUGUGUUAAAUUCGUCGGAAAAUUGUAUUAUGAUCUGAGGAUAUCGGAUCCCAUGUCUUUGAUGAAGGACACGACUGUUGUUAGAGUAAAGAAAACCUACUUCAUUGAGUAGAGUACUUCUGGAAAAUGAUAACUAUAUUUCUAGGCCGCCACAAUAUUUCAUGACGCUCCUGUGAUAUACCAACAAUUUGAAUUUUGUUUCCGGAAACGAAAAAUAUUUAACUUAAUACCAGGUAGCCCAAACACAUUACAACUCAAUCGCUGAUCUCAUUCAGUUUCUACUUUUACCAAGAUUUCAGGCCCAAUUAAUAUAACCUGUACGUUAUUGUACACUGUUCUCCCGGGCUUACACGGAAUACUUUGUGGGGGAGUCAUCAUUUUAACCGCUCCAUUUGGAGCACCCACGUUAAGUCAGGUACAUUGUCCUGAGUGAUCAGCACACCAUAGAAGAGCACAUAAUAGAGAGUGAGAGUAGCAGUGGGUACUCACACCAAUACUAUUAUAUGGGGGAGUUGACGGCAGGCUAAUGCCCUCUCUUUCUGUCUCUCUCCGCAAACCCGAUUAUCUCUUUUCCGUGCCCGUCAUCAAAUGAGCCCCCCACGCUAAAACGAUUGUUCACAGGGUAGUUCACGUGUAGUGAUGAUGGUGAAACUGCCUGGUGGCUGUAGGCGCUUUGAAUCAUUACCCCGUCAUGCGGCUAAGCUGCUUAUCACACCACUCUGCGCUCAGUAAAACGAGCAGCUAUAUUGGGUAUUAUUACACGUAGUGUUACCCUCCUCUCUCUCUCUCUCUGAGCUGAUAACCCGAUUGUAGACUCCAGGAGGAGGGGAGAGAACGUUGGUGAAUAUCCUCUCUACCACACUCCCUCCUAACGAUGAGGUGACUGCUUCUCGGACCCCUCCCUUCGCCCCCACGUACUGUAUCCGAUCUUAUUGGCUCCGUAUCUAUAAUAGAUACUCCACCUGAUAUAACUGUAUCGAUUACUCCUUCAUCACAAUUGUCCCCGUGCUGAGUGCAGUCAGUUCUAUAUUUAGAGUAUGAUUCACGGCUGUAGUAGAGGUUGAAAAUAGAACAUUAGAACGGAGAGCGCGUGCAGCAGUCUGGAUGAUCCUUCCCUCCUAAGAAUCAAAAGUCUUCUUGUCCCCAGUAUUUUGUAUCAUGGGAUGAUCAGCAAUUCAUUUUUUUUCUCCGGAACAACAAUUUUAUAGAAAGUUAAUUACCGGAGGUUAGCCUUUUAUUUCUCCGGAACUAAAUUAUAUGUAAAGUUAACUACAGGGAGCGUUGUGACGUAGGGCGGGUAUUAUUCGCGGUUGAGAUCGUGGUAACAGAAAUCUCGAGAGAUUUUUAUGGAUACUUGAUGAGUGAGAGCUAUUUAAUUGCAGUAAACGAGUCAAUGAACGAGGGUGCAAUAUUAUAUCCAGUCCCUUGCAAUGUAACGAAUGUAACCUGAUUAAAUUAAUUUAAUCGAUUCUAAAAUAGAUAUUUGUUUUAUCGGGUUAAAGUUUUCACGCCAAGGUCCGGCAAUGAAUUUAAGGAAAUGGAAUGUCGUAAUAAUUGUGAAGACCCGUUUUUAUUUUCUUUACUGUUUUAUCUUAAUUUGAAGAUGCGUACCAAUGGCUAAUUAUCAUCCAAUUUUUUUACGAAAGAUUGUAAUUUUAUGAA
Messenger RNA from Bolinopsis microptera, 2454 nucleotides. RefSeq lists its product as uncharacterized. NCBI's taxonomy places the organism in Eukaryota, Metazoa, Ctenophora, Tentaculata, Lobata, Bolinopsidae. The transcript is spliced from 6 exons. The record is from RefSeq and is a predicted model, not a curated record. The coding region runs from base 53 to 493 and encodes 146 amino acids.